Rhododendron vialii is the source of this 623-nucleotide messenger RNA. Its product is annotated as glutaredoxin-like. The coding region runs from base 88 to 414 and encodes 108 amino acids. Lineage: Eukaryota; Viridiplantae; Streptophyta; Magnoliopsida; Ericales; Ericaceae. Gene Ontology annotation, molecular function: glutathione disulfide oxidoreductase activity. Gene Ontology annotation, biological process: cellular response to oxidative stress. The record is from RefSeq and is a predicted model, not a curated record. Gene Ontology annotation, cellular component: cytoplasm. The transcript has 4 exons.
GGAAAACAAAAACAGUAAAGAUUGCCCUUGCUUUUUAAGAUCUGCACACGAGUUCAGCAAGAGAGAGAGAGAGAGAGAGAGAGAGAAAUGGCUAUGUCCAAGGCCAAGGAGAUGGUCGCCUCCAACCCAGUCGUCGUCUUCAGCAAAUCGUAUUGUCCGUACUGCGUGAGCGUGAAGAAACUUUUCACGGAUAUCGGAGCCACUUUCAAGGCCGUUGAGUUGGAUUCUGAAGCUGAUGGAAGCGAGAUACAAGCAGCAUUGAAAGAAUGGACUGGUCAGAAAACUGUGCCGAAUGUGUUCAUUGGCGGCAAUCACAUCGGUGGCUGCGAUGCAACAACGGCCAUGCACAAGGGAGGAAAGCUCAUGCCUUUGCUGGCUGAUGCUGGAGCUGUUGCCAAAUCUUCUUCCUCUUAGAGGAUUACUUGUGUCUGGUUUCUACAAAUGCUAUGUUACCAGUUACCGCUAUUGUAAUAAAUUAGUUACAUUUUUGUUGGCUGUCUUUGUUGUUUGACUCUGCUCUAAAACCUUAAGAGCAAUUUGCAUGAAGUUGUUAAUGUUUUCAUGGUUUCAAUCUCUUUUUAUGGAGAUUUGAUUAAUCUAUGGAAUAAGUUGCAUUUGUGGAA